This is a messenger RNA of Dermacentor silvarum, 1646 nucleotides long. RefSeq lists its product as uncharacterized. NCBI's taxonomy places the organism in Eukaryota, Metazoa, Arthropoda, Arachnida, Ixodida, Ixodidae. The transcript has 2 exons. Bases 125 to 682 code for a protein of 185 amino acids. The record is from RefSeq and is a predicted model, not a curated record.
UGAAGCAUGCCCUCACUUGGACGCAACCUGUUUCAGUUGCAACAAGAAAGGGCAUAUCCAGAGAGCCUGCCGAAGCAGUGGUAAGACUUUUUCUAAGAAAAAGCAGACGAAAAAGAAUGUGAAGAUGCUGACGGUUGUGUCGCGGAAAGCUUCGACCCUCAGUCUAAACGGCGUGUCGGCAGCUCAGAGCGACCCUGUCACCGUGCAGAUGACCAUCGACGGCGUCUUGGUGAACAUGGAGCUAGACACGGGAGCGGCUGUUUCCGUCAUGUCAAAGACUCAGUUCCGUCAGCUCUUUCCUUCGGCUGUAGUGGAGCCUACGACAGUUAAACUUCGUACCUACACAGGAGCACUGGUAGGACCCCAGGGAGUCUCUUCGGUCAACGUGCAGCACGGCGACCAUUCUGCAAUUCUCCCACUCUACGUCGUAGACCACAAGGGACCACCUCUACUGGGCCGGGAGUGGCUGCACGCCGUCCGGCUGGAGUGGGCGAAAAUCUGGAACCUGAACAACAUUACAAGGACCUUUGCUACCUCGGACACAGAAUCAGCGCACAAGGCAUCUCGGCAACGACGGAGAAGGUUGACGCACUCCUCAAGGCUCCAGCCCCUAAAGAUAGGCAGCAGCUGCAGUCGUUCCUGGGAGUCGUCAAUUUCUACGGCAAGUUCCUUCCUAACCUAGCAACGGUGGCGCAACCAUUUUUCAGGUUGCUACGUAAAAACGCCACGUGGUGCUGGGAUGAGUGUUGCCAGGAAGCGUUCACCAAUAUAAAGAACUUGCUAGCCUCUCCACCAACUUUGGCGCGCUACGACCCGUGCAAACCAUUGCAGCUAUCAUGCGACGCAUCGCACUAUGGUUUAGGCGCGGUUCUUUCUCAUGUUUUAGAUGAUGGCAGCACGAAGCCAAUCGCUUUCGCAUCGCGUACCUUGACCGAUGCCGAAAAGAAAUACAGCCAGCUCGAGAAAGAGGCCCUUGCAAUAAUUUUUGGUGUUAAGAAGUUUCAUUUCUACGUUUACGGUCGUUCGUUCACAUUAGUCACCGACCAUAAACCGCUUCAAACCAUCUUGGGCCCAACAACCGGCAUUCCGACAAUCGCAGCAGCGCGUUUGGAGCGAUGGGCUGUCACAUUGUCAGCUUACCGGUAUUCGCUUAUCUUCAGGAAAUCAAGCGAGAAUGCUGAAGCCGAUUUUUGUUCGCGCCUGCCGCUAUCAAUUGUGAAAGACGAAACACAAGAAAGAGAGGAAACUUUUUAUUCAUUGCGGUUGCAAUCAAUGCCAGUUUCAAGCCAGGACAUUGCUCGAACAACAGCUCGGGACCCCUUGCUUUGUAAAGUGAUAGAUUUCAUAAAUGUGGGGUGGCCGGCGUCUGUGACUGAAAACGAUUUGAAGCCUUUUUUUGACAGACGCAACGAGCUCACAGUUCACCAAGGCUGCAUCAUGUUCGGGAUGCGAGUGAUCGUGCCGGCAAAGUUGCGCAACUUGCUGCUGGACGAACUCCACGAAGGGCACCCAGGCAUCGUGCGCAGCAAGCAACUGGCGCGCAGCUACGUGUGGUGGCCGUCCAUCGAGGCGGACCUCGAGCAUCGUGUCAAGGCCUGCGUAAGUUGUCAAGAACAACGUUGCGAGCCAUGCAAAGCGCCCCUGCA